Cebus imitator (Panamanian white-faced capuchin) is the source of this 366-nucleotide messenger RNA. Its product is annotated as histone H2A-Bbd type 2/3-like. Gene Ontology annotation, cellular component: nucleosome. Gene Ontology annotation, molecular function: DNA binding; structural constituent of chromatin; protein heterodimerization activity. The record is from RefSeq and is a predicted model, not a curated record. Lineage: Eukaryota; Metazoa; Chordata; Mammalia; Primates; Cebidae. The coding region runs from base 19 to 366 and encodes 115 amino acids. The transcript has a single exon.
GGGCACCCAAUAGCCAGCAUGUCGGAGAGGAGGAGCCGCAGAGGGUCCUCUGGUGCCCGCCGCCGGGGGCAUACCCGCUCUCGCACCGCCCGAGCGGAACUUCUAUUUUCGGUUGGCCACAUGGAGCGCAGUCUACGGGAAAGCCACUACGCCCAGUGCCUGAGUCACAACGCGCCAGUCUACCUCGCUGCGGUGAUUGAGUAUCUGACGACCAAGAUCCUGGAGCUGGCGGUCAAGGAGGCCCAAAACAACGGUGAGAGGAUCAUCACUCCGCGGCUGUUGGACAUGGCGGUUCAUAAUAACGGGCUGCUGAGCACCCUCUUUCAUACAACAACCAUCUCUCAAGUGGCUCCCGGCCCGAACUAG